Miscanthus lutarioriparius is the source of this 252-nucleotide messenger RNA. The record is from the annotation of a GenBank genome assembly. Lineage: Eukaryota; Viridiplantae; Streptophyta; Magnoliopsida; Poales; Poaceae.
AUGGGCUCCUCGGCGGGCUCCACCCCGACGGUGCGGGCAGCGCGGCAGCAGCAGCAGCGUGGCGCAGGCGAGGCGGCGUCGGCGUCGAGCCCCGUCUUCCUCAACGUGUACGACGUCACCCCCGCCAACGGCUACGCCCGGUGGCUCGGCCUCGGCGUCUACCACUCCGGCGUGCAAGGCACGUUCGUUCACCAGGCACCCCCGCGCGGGUUCCCUCCCUCCUUCCCUCCUUCCUCCUCCGCCGCGUCCUAA